AAUCGUGGCAUUGGAUAGCGCCAUGUUUGAUACACCGCAGGUCGAGGACGCUCGAUGAACGAUUCCCUCGAGAUUUUGGAAACGGAAUGUCCAACGGAAUGUCCAACGGAAUGUCCGUUCAAUUUCAAGAUCCCUGACCGCGAGAGGUGAUCAAUUUGUCGCUAAAUGACUAUCGCGUCGAUAGAUUUAGUUUCAGAUAGGUUUCGAGCCGGUUUCUAUUACAAGUGUACGAAUGGAACAUUGCUUGUUAGGGGCCGCGCGUGGAAGAGGAAACUGUUGUGCCUGGUAGCGGUCAAACACGCUCGCAUCGUUCUCCAAGCAAUGCUUCGGCCUUGAAUCCAACGACCAAGUUAGACGUCUCUCGAGCGAUAAAUUCUAUCGUGGAACCGCACUCGAAAUAAACUUUCAGAGAGGUAAACAUUUAUCGAGAGGCAUACACGCGACCGCGAGCUCGAACGGUGAUCGGUGCGAACAACAAUAAACGUCGAAAGAGACUCCAGAGUAUCGAUGCGUGUCGCGUGCAGCGGAGCUGGACAACGAUGUGACAACUUUGGGAUUACUAUCGUAAACAUUCCUAAUUGUCAGUGUAAUCAGUGGCAAUUUGUAAUCCGCAAUUAUGUACCAGACCAAUUUGUAAUCUUCAAGAUUUGCUCGACGAUUUCGUAAUCCUUAACCCCUUCGCACUUGGUCGCACAUUGUAGCGUACAUCAACUUUAACAUUGUUUUCCAUUUGCGAAAUAAUUAGUUUCUUGAAAUAGCGAACCUCGCGUGCCUCGAUGCCUAUCUAAACAUGUACAAGGACAGAAUUUGUUUUUUCUACAACCCUGGAAAAUUUAAAUGCUGUUCACCGAUACCGUAAGAAACCGUAAAUCGUGUUUAUUUAAUUGUACUCGUUCAAAUACUUGUGAUGUAUUUAUGUAUAAUUGUAAUUGUACGCGCGCGUCACGGUCAUCUACAGUCAGUGUAACAAGUAUUCGUACAGGAACCACUUAUUUGAAAUUGGUUGCUGUACGAAUAGUUCUCGCACUGACUGUAUAUUUCCGUUCGAGAGAAAAAGCGCAGACUGCAAGAGGUUAAUCUUGAUUCCCGACUGGUCACGCUGAUUACUCCGAAAUAAUUAAUCAUAAUUACCGAUAGAACGAAAGUCGCGAUCGUGGAUUAUGGCGCGCAUCUGCCAGAGUUUCCAGCGAGAGAGGGAGCGACGAUGGAAAUGCGAAACGAACGCUAAUACAUCGAAAGAUUUGGAAUUUUCCUGCGCAACCGGGUGGUUGAGAACGUAGGUGAAAAAGACGGCGAGGAGAGGCAUGUUCGCGGCGCGUGUUUCCACCGACCGCGACGAUAUCAGCGCGAUUCGUCUCUGUCCAAUCCGCGGCAUCCCCCCGCUCAUGGAGCAAAGUUCGGACUGUACCAAGAAACGGCGAGCAAGUAAACUAUCCCGAACGAAGAAUCUUCAGUCUUCGCGGAUGAGUUGCUUAGAACGUAUGCGGAAAACGGUCGAUCGAAAGGACGGUGAUCCGGUAUCGAACGCGUCGAAAUUGUAAACACUGUCUGCUGGACGAGGGAAAGAGAACAUUUCGAAUACCAAACAAAGGAUAGACAACCUACGUACUCGUUGUCUGCUCGAUGAAAGUUACCAAUGAAAAUUAUACGAUCGAAAUAACGCUUUAAAGAGUUUAAAGUUGUUCUCUAUGGUUUCGAUUAAACCCUGACUAUUUUUGAGAGUAGCAAACGUUCCCUCGAGGAUCGACAGGACACGUGUCAAAAUGUGGAUGAACAAGACGAGCUCAUCGAUCGUGGAAAGUAAUUCGUGAUAGAGAAAGGUCAGCGACGAAGCGACAAAAGUAAUCGAUGCAUCGCUCGAUGGGUGUUCCGCGUUCUUUUGGUUUCCUCGGCGGCGACCGCAAGUAAGCGUCAGUGAGACCAGAGGGAAAAUCCAACAGGGCGCCGGACAGCGCAGGACCCGUUGGAUGAACGAAGCCGAUCGGAACGAUGCGUCUCGUAGAUCAGCUGCUGUUUAUGACCCUUCUCUCGAUGGGUAACGGGAUCGAGGCUGGGUGGCCCAAGGUCGGGAACCCGUUGUCUUCCGCUUGGUGGAGUUUUUACUCGCGAUCCACGGACUCCACGUCCACGUCCUCCAUUUCGUCGCUCGAGGCGGAGGACUGCACCGAGUGCGCCCACAACAAAGUCGGUUUCGCCGCCAACGAUCCGAUUUUGAACGAGCUGAGGGUCGAGUACGUCAAGCAACAGAUUCUCAAGAAACUGCGACUGUCCAGGCCUCCGGCGAUAUCGAUGCCACUCUCGACCUUGCCGAAGCCACUGAUAAACGGUCGUGUGCUGGAACUCCGACCCGGGGCACCCCUCGAACCGGAAAAAUCGGCCGACAGCUUUUACGGAAAGACCGAUCAGAUCGUCGUUUUUCCAAACGAAGGUGUUGCCGAUUCGAAGAAGUGUCAACAGAGCACGAACCAUUUGACGGGGUUCAAUCCCGCCGCCUGUUUCACGUUUUACCUGCCAAAUGAAAUGCAAUUCGUCGACGUGACCUCGGCGCAGCUUUGGUUUUACAAGGAAUACGACGAGAACGACGACCUGAAUCAAACCUUCGUGCUAUCCGAACUCGAUCACUGGGACCUGGGGGGCAACUUCGAGAAGAACACCGUGGUGGCAAUCUUCGAAACCGAUAUCGGAGAGGGUUGGGUGAAAGCGGACGUAAGCUUCAUGCUGAAAAAGUGGGUGGAAGAGCUUCGACUGAGCCGCGCGAUACAGAUCGCUUGCAGCACCUGCACGAUGAACCGCGAGGCCGCGCCAGUUUCCGUCGAGCAGACACUGAAACCUUUCCUCGUGAUACACACGUCGCCCUUGCCGCAGAGAAACAGGCCGAAGAGGAACACGAACUGCUUGCCAGAAAUGAAAGAGUGCUGCAGGGACGAGCUCUACAUCAACUUCGAGGACAUCGGUUGGAGCGACUGGAUCCUCCAUCCGAGCGGAUAUCACGCGUACUUUUGCCGCGGAUCAUGCUCCUCCGCGGCCUCGAUCACCGUCAACAGCUCACCCUACAGUAACGUAAUCAGAAGGUUAUUCGCCAAGUCUAGUAACACGGUGCCCCGUCGAAACGAGAUCGUUCCAUGCUGCUCGCCCACGCAGCUAUCUCCCAUUCAGCUGCUCUACGUCGACACGAACAACACGAUCACGCAAAAAACUCUGCCCAACAUGGUGGUCGAAGCCUGCGGUUGUAUGUGAUUCGCGCAACGAACCCGAGCCGAAUUUCGUGCCUGUAUCGUACCUGGCUACGAACGUGCUCGUCGCGAUUGAGAAAAACCGUCGACGCUCUGUUCCACGAUGUUCGAACGGUUCGACGCUUUUCGGCGCGUCCAUAGACUUACAUUUCCCUGUGAAUCGAAAUAACGUUCGAAUCGCCAUGCAAAACGAAAUUUGGAAGUUGCGCAGCAACGAUCAGCGAAAGGAUUGCGUGACACCGUUUGCACGCGUGGCCGUGCGAGCGUGCGAAACAGUAUUUCUUUUUUCUAGCUGUACUUGCCGCAUGUAUGUAUAGUACGGACGAAGCCCUUGAGCUGGCUUUCGGAUAUUUAAUCGAUCGUUACGAGAAUUUAUUUAUUGUUAAGCCGCAUUCGUUGCGAACGAAUUGUCGAAUCGACGAACAGAUCAGGAUUGAGAGGACGUUCCGUCUAUUAGGUUGGAUCUGUAACGGAGGAGAUCGGUGGAACCGAUUUUUCACGAGACGUCAUCCUUUCAGCCAGCGAUUUCGGGCGGCGGGGAUGAUCCGCGCGUCUCUUAGACAGGGAUUGCU
Hylaeus anthracinus is the source of this 3805-nucleotide messenger RNA. RefSeq names its product growth/differentiation factor 8 (gene daw). Gene Ontology annotation, cellular component: extracellular region. Gene Ontology annotation, biological process: SMAD protein signal transduction; BMP signaling pathway. Lineage: Eukaryota; Metazoa; Arthropoda; Insecta; Hymenoptera; Colletidae. Gene Ontology annotation, molecular function: cytokine activity; growth factor activity. Bases 1990 to 3237 code for a protein of 415 amino acids. The transcript has 4 exons. The record is from RefSeq and is a predicted model, not a curated record.